AGAUAAAGCUGCAAGCAGCGUGGUCUUGCAGCUCGAGUCAAGGGCACCGGGCCGGCGAGUAAGAGAGAGAAAGUCGGGAACUGACCGCAAAAGCUUCCACACGCCAGGGACUGUCACUGAGGGCGAGAUUCUAGUUGUUCUGCACAGAAGUGAAGAGUCCUGAGAAGCAGCGAUGGAACAAGCAAGGUCAACUAUCUCCAAAAUUUUUAACGGUGAACCACACACCUACACACGAUUCAACUUGACCCAGAACAUGGAAGGUGACAACAGCCAGGUGGAGAUGAAGCUGUCUUCUGACAUGGAUGAGGAGGUUGGGGAGAACGGCGUGGGAGGACGGCAUCAUCACACUUCUAACGGCAAACCUUACAUGGCUCAGAAGCUCGGCCGGACACCCAAGGACCUGUGCUUCAUGGUGUCUGCUGCCCUCCUCGUCUUCUUCAUUGGAUUGUUGAUUGGAUAUAUAGCUGUAGGGAAAAAGCAGGUGGCUCCUGUCUGUGCAUCCUCCGUUAGCCUCACAGAACCCUCAGUUCUCCACGAGACCGGCGCUGCCCCCCUGAUGGACUGGGACGAUGUCAAAACCCUCUUUGCUCAGAAAUUAACUGCUGCUAAACUACAAAAUGCCCUCAGUGAGUUUUCUCAAGUCAGCCACCGGGCUGGUUCUCCUGAAGAUGAAUCCCUGGGAAACAAAGUGCUGCAGAGGUUUAAGGGGUACGGUAUGAACACCUGGACGGAUGAGCACUUCAUCAAGGUUCAAGACCCCCCAUCGUCUGGAAGUAACAGAGUCGUUUUCAAGAACACGUUACAGGAGUUUCCAAAGGGAUUCCUGUCCUACAGCAACACUGGAUCAGUAACGGGCGCCGUGCUGUAUGCUCAUUAUGGCCUGGAGGAGGACUUCAGGAAGCUGCGGGACAGAAACAUCAACAUGAAUGGCAGAGUCAUGCUGGUCAGAGCUGGAAAAAUCAACUUUGCUGAGAAGGUUGCCAAUGCUGCUAAAAUGAACGCCUCUGCUGUUUUGAUCUACCCAGACCCAACUGAUUACUCUAUCGGAGACAAGACUGAACUUUAUGGACAUGUCCACAUGGGCUCAGGGGAUCCUUAUACCCCAGGCUUUCCCUCUUUCAACCACACUCAGUUUCCUCCUGUGGAGUCUUCAGGCCUACCCAGAAUCCUGGCGCAGACCAUCACACAGGACAUGGCAAUCAAAAUCCUUCGUCAACUCGAGGGUCAGAGAAUGCCAGACGAGUGGGAAGGUUACAGCAAGUUAGGAAACGAGAGUGACAUCAUCACUGUGGAGGUCAAGAACGUCCUUGCUGAGAAGAAGAUCCAUAAUGUGUUCGGCGUCAUCAAAGGAUUUGUCGAUUCAGACCGAUAUGUGGUUAUUGGUGCCCAGAGGGACGCAUGGGGUCCAGGCUUUGCAGCGUCAACUGUUGGCACCGCCGUCCUGGUUGAACUGGCGCGCUCCAUCGCAGAUAUGGUGAAGAACGAUGGGUUUAAGCCGAGGAGGAGCAUUGUGUUUGCUAGCUGGAGUGCUGGAGAAUACGGAAGUGUUGGCGCCACCGAGUGGUUGGAGGGAUAUUUGUCUUCUCUGAGCACGAAAGCCGUGUCUUACAUCAACCUGGAUGGCAUUGUAACAGGUCAGAAAGGAUUUAAAGUAGCAGCUAGUCCCUUAUUGCACACCUUGAUUCAAAAGACUCUAGAAGAGGUUAAAAACAAAGAUCUGACUCUUUUGAACCAAUUUGCAAAGAGCGACUGGGAGUCAAAUAUUCUGGAGCCAAUGGAGCCAGAUAACGCUGCAUAUUCUUUCCUUGCCUUCUCUGGAAUUCCCUCAAUAUCGUUUAGAUUCUCCACUGAAAAUUCAGGCUACAAGUUCCUUGGAACACUGCAGGACACCUCCGACAACCUGAACAUCGCCACAUCCAGCCAGGUUCCUCAGCUGGCUGAGGCAGCGGGCCGCUUUGCUGGCCAUAUAGCUCUGAGGCUGGUCCACGACCAUCUGCUGCAGAUGGAUGUGAUGAAGUACUACAAGGUCAUACGUUCUCAUGUGGCCAAGAUCAAUGGAAAAGUCAGGGAAGUUCAGCGGAUAAAACCAGAGCUGUUGCCCAAAGCCCUGACGGUGAAAUGGCUGAUCUCGGCCACGGGUUCAUACAGCCGUGCUGCUCGCAACCUGCUGACCGACAUCCAGAACAGUGACCUGGAGGACAUCGAAAUGUGUCGCCUCAUCAACGACCGAAUCAUGACGGUGGAACGCAACUUGCUGUCCCAAUACGUUUCCCCCAGAGAGAGCCCGUUCCGCCACAUCCUGGUCGGCUCGGGCCCCCACACUCUUAAAGCUCUCCUCAAACACCUCGACGAUCUGAAGUACGACAACCCCGACGCGGAUGCUGACCUGUUCCGCAACCAGUUCGCCCUAGCUACCUGGACCGUCCAGGGCUGCGCCAACUCCUUAGCGGGGGACAUCUGGUCUCUGGAUAACGAAAUCUAAAUCCCAAUUCACGCUGCAACCUCCAUCCAUAAUCCGGCCCUCACAUUGCAAGCAGGAAGCGUGACCAACCUGCUGUUGCACAAUCUUUAAAAUCAAUAAUUGAAAAAAAUUGUGAAUAUCUGUCAUAGCCCCCCUGUGUAAUUAUUUGGAUUUGAGCUUCAUCUCUAUUAUUUCUAUUUACAUGGGACACUUGAAAACCCCAAUGUUGAAUGCUUUGGUGCUAUUAAUGACAACAUCCUGGCCACUCGAUGUGCCGUUACUAGGUAAUAGUGUUACCCCAUGAAUGAGAUGAAUGUAGAGCAGGACUUUCUUUUUUUCAACAUCCUAAUAGGUCAUAAAACACUUAAAGCUCAGAAAAAUACAUAAUCAAAGGGCACAUUCACAAACGAAUGACUUUCUACCUGUUUACUAAAAUGAUUACAAUGCGUGCUGUUUGCUGCUGGAGCCAAAUGUUCAUUCCUGAGCUGGUUUCUGGUGGCAGCUCUAAUUUUAGAAAGCAGCUCAUCAGUUUCAGAAGGUGCUGAAAUUUCCUUUUUUAACUUAAUGAUGCAGCCGCUGUGGCGCACCGAACACAGCCGCAGAUUUGGGAUAAUCUGCCUCGAAGCUGGAGACGUGCGCCACAUCAGCUGCGGUGUUAAGACCGCUGAACCAAUCAGAGUCGCUGACCUCAUGGCCUUAGAGCUAAUAUGUGUCGACCUUCCCUGAAAGCAAGGAAGAAGGUCUCAAACAUGUGGCACUGAACCAGACACCGUACGUUUAUUUAUUGUGUUAUUUAUUUAUCAGUGGCAGGGUUCACUAUAAAUAGCUUUUAAUUGCCUUUUUUAAAUCUAUAUAAUUAUCGGGAGCAGUGCCUUCCAUAAUUAUGACAGUUAUACUGUCGAAAUGACAAAAGCAGCAUCUGCUAAAAGAAGUGUACGUGUCAACCGACGGCCUGGACCCAACACUCAGAACUAUUGGUUCUGCUGUUUCAGCAUCCGUGCUGGUCCCUUGGUUCGUGUGCACUUCUCAUCCUGACAGCAUUAUCGGAAGCAGUGUUUUCCAUAAUGCGGCAAAGAAGAAGGUAGUUUUUGCCUACCAGCAUGUGUCCGUAUCGGAGGCAGUGCCCUCCAUAUUUCACUGUAGAGGUGGAUGUUUUUUUUUAUUAUCGGGAACAGUGUUUCCCAUAAUGUGUAAAUACAGUUGAUAGCUUUGCAUACAUGUCGCUUCCACUCCUGCAUCCUCUGUGAAUGUUGUGUUAAUCGAGCGCUCGUCUGACCGCUGUCAUGUUUUUGUUGUGAUUGGAACCGAUACAGGAGGUUUUCUGCUUCAACCAGAAGCAUGUUGUAAACCUGCAGGAACCCCCCACAGUUGCAUCAUUGCGCCAGUAUUUCCAUAAUGACACCUCCCUGAGGUAUUAGGGGUUUUGUCGUUAUCCAUUCAUGCAAUGAGAACAUUUCUUGCUGAUGUCUUUGUGCCUUUAAGUUUCCUGAAUUUUCACUAUAAAGAUAUGAUGAUUGUUUAGAAGGUAAAAAAUGGCGCUUCUUGUUUUGGUUUCCCUUUUUUCUUCUUGCUAGAAUCAAAAGUUACUGUUGUAAGAUGCUGUUACAACACAUUCAGACUCGAAUAUCUUAGAAUGAAAGUAUAAAUGUAAUAAAUUUGGGUCUUUGUAAUCAGAAGGCAAAGAUGCAGCUCCCCCGCAAGAGCUGUGGCAUAAAUUGAGUUUUAAAUGCCCGCUGCAGUCGAUAAUAGGCCUGCUUGAGGCUGCACAUCUGGACCUGCAAGAAAAAAAAAGGAUUAACAUUCAGGAACACCUCUAGAAAAUUCCUUUGGUUCAUUGAACUUACCUGAGAAUUGUUUAAGCUUGUUUUUCUCCCUGUCACUGUAGAAGCAGGCUUUGCUGGACAUUUUUAUUGCAAUAAAAGUCACUUAACCUCUUA
Molecule: messenger RNA, 4398 nt
Organism: Fundulus heteroclitus (mummichog)
Lineage: Eukaryota; Metazoa; Chordata; Actinopteri; Cyprinodontiformes; Fundulidae
Gene: tfr1a
Product: transferrin receptor 1a
Exons: 18
Coding region: 173-2482 (769 amino acids)
Biological process (GO): transferrin transport; intracellular iron ion homeostasis
Cellular component (GO): external side of plasma membrane
Molecular function (GO): transferrin receptor activity
Source: RefSeq, a predicted model, not a curated record